UGUCACUCACGGGUCCGAGAGCCGAUAUCUCCCAGUGAGCGUGUUGAUGGAGGCUGAAAUGAACUCAGGAUCCGUUUAAUUUGCGUAGCGGUGUCGACCCUGUGAGGAUACACACUUCUGUUAACCGAGUGUCUGUCGGCUGCACAGGUAACAAACACAAACAGAAACACACGGAGAGAUAAUAACAUUAAAAUCGCUGUCAGGUGUUUAAUGGACGUAUGACGAUGUGAAGGCAUCUCUGGCACAAAGAUGCUGUGGUUCUAUCAACUCACCCAGGGAUAAACUGACAUUGCCUGUGCUGUUACUCUACGUCCACUCAGAGUGGAGAUGCUCUUCUGGACCAGGCUGUCGGGGGCAUGCGUCUGGCUCCAGACUCUGCUGACCAUUACAAUGUCUCACUGCCCUCCAUUAGCACCAAGUCCAGUCAACUACUCUGUGGUCUACACCAUGCCCUUCUUCCAGGCCCGGGGUCCCAUCCAGAACAUUGUGAACAACUCCCUCUACCAGGAGGUAUAUGUGGCCUCCAAAAAUGUGAUUGAAGCUGUGAAUAGGAGCUUGGAGAAGGUGUGGGAGCUCCGCACUGGGCCAGUGGGGACUCCAGAGUGCCAGAUAUGUCAUUUAUGUGACAUUGACAAGGACCCUAACUUUCCAGAGGACACCAAUAAUCAGAUACUUGUAUUGGACACACUUUUUAUGUAUUUAUAUUCAUGUGGAAGUUCUCAGUACGGUGUUUGCUAUUUCCACCAGCUGAACCCAAACAGAGAGCCGCCUUCUCACUCCAAGUGUUUGUUCAGAAAGGAUUCCAACUCUGCUGCCUAUUGUCCGGACUGUGUAGCCAGUCCACUUGGAACCAAAGUCACCAUGGUUGAAGAAGGUCAAACUGUCUACUUUUUUGUAGCCACCACUGUCAAUGACAGUGUGGCCCAGCGAUACGGCAGGAAGUCACUGUCGGUUCGCCGACCACUGGCCACUGAAGACGGGUUCUACAGUGACGUACGUGGUCUCACCGUCCAACCUGCACUUAGAAGGACAUAUCACAUUGAGUAUGUCUACAGCUUCUUCACUCAGGAGUUUGUCUACUUUGUCUCUGUCCAAAGAGAGAGCCCUGAUCAGGACUCAUCUCCAUUUCAAACUCGUCUUGGUCGUCUCCCACGGAAUGAAUGGGAGAUGAAGCGGUACCGUGAGGUAAUCCUGGAAUGCCGGUUCGAGCCCAAACGCAGAAGAAGAAAUGUGGCCAGUGAACCCUAUAAGGAUGUUGUCUACAAUGUGGUCCAGGCUGCUCAUUUUGGGAAGGCAGGCAGGGAAUUAGCGGAGGAGUUAGGUGCAGAAGAGGAGGACGACAUCCUGUACGGGGUUUUUGCAGUUACUGAUGACAGUGGGGUCACAGAGCAUGACUCGGCUCUGUGUGCAUUCCCAAUGGACAACGUUAACAAAGCAAUCGCUGACGGGGUGGACGACUGCUGUGAGUCGGGACCAGAGCAGCUCUCCAGAGGACUCUGCCAUUUCCAGCCCUGUGAAAGCUGUCCUCAUGAGAGCAUGGAGAACAAUGCCACCUGCAGAGACCAGCCCACAAUGGUGUCCAAGCCUUACUACAGAGUGGACCUCUUCAACAGACAGAUGACAGACGUCUUGCUAACCUCUCUGCUGGUGACAACCAUCGAGAACAAGACCGUUGCCCAUAUCGGCACUUCCAAUGGACGCCUGCUGCAGCUUGUACUGACAAGAUCCAGUCCUAUUAUUUUUGCCAAUUAUUCUUUGGAGGAGAACAAGAGAGUGUCACCCAUCGCUGCCAUUUACUCAUCAGAGUAUCUUCUCUUUGUGGUUGGAGAUAAGAUGAUCCAAGUGCCACAGCGAGGGCCAGGUUGCCUCCACUUCCUGACCUGUGCCAUGUGUCUAACUGCCCCCAAGUUUAUGGGCUGCGGCUGGUGCUCUGGCAUCUGCUCCUGGGAGAGCGAGUGUCAUAGUCACUGGGGAAAUGAGUCCUGUCCACCUGGAAUAGCUGGGUUUUUUCCACGCACUGCUCCACCUGAUGGCCAGACUGAGCUAACAUUGUGUGGAUGGGAGUUCCAGUCACCUUUAAGACCUGCCAUCACCUCUAGAACACAUCAGGUGCGACUGGGCCAAACUGCCUGCAUCGUCCAGCCAGUUAAAAGCAACAGCACACACCUUGUGUGCAAGAUCCGCUCUGGGUCCACAGAGCUGUCAACACCAGUCAACGUCACUGUGGAAGUCAGUGAGGAAAAAGUUGACAGACGCUACUACAUUGAUGGGAAAGCAGAAAUGACAGGUUUCACAUUUGUGAUUCCAAACAUCACAGAAAUCCAGCCCAACUAUGGACCUCGUGUUGGAGGCACACUGAUCACAGUGACUGGACCUCAUCUGGAUGCUGGAAAAACUAGGAGAGUCACUCUGAAUGAGGUGCCCUGUCCAAUAAAAAGAGUGACAAAGCCAAAAGGCAACGUAUCCUCCAUCAUCUGUCUGUCUGAGCCCAUAUCAGAGGUGAGAGACGUCCCACUAAGUGUUUUCAUCGACAAGUCUCCUGUCCUCACAACCAAGGUGUUUUACUACAAAGAGAAGCCAAAGGUCACAGCUGUGCUGCCCGACUGCAGCUUUGACCGAGGCUCGAGGAUCGUCAUUGAAGGAGAGAACCUGGACUCUGUGUAUCGCACCGUUAUCCGCUUUAGACCCAAUGAAAGUCACCUGAAACCUGUGACCAGAGACUGCAUAGGAAAGUCCUUACCAACAAGGAUGGAGUGUAUCACACCCGUGUUCCCCAGGGAUGAGACGGAGGAGGGACAGUUGUCUUUUGACAUGGACGGAGCAGUGGGUUUGUGGAACAAAGAGUUCUCCUAUCAUCCCUAUGGCAAACCCAUCCCGUUUGAAACAGAGGGCCAUGUGUUGAAUCUGUACCCAGGCUUCGAUGAAGUCUCACUACAUCACCAGAAGCUAAACCUGGUGAGCUCCUGUAUGACCAUCGUCAUGACAGUAGCCGGAGUCGACUGUGAUGCUAAAGUCCUGGACAAUGAAAUAACCUGCAGGAUCCCUAAAAACAUGACCAUCUCCAGGGAAGGUCUGCCAGUGAAGAUCUCCAUUAAUGGUCAAGUCCAUAACGUUGGCACAGUGGUGAGAGUGAGUAACCACUACAUGGUGGGGAUCGUUCUGGGGAUUCUGGCUGCCCUGGUGGCUGGAGCUGCUCUCGCCUUUGCUGUCAUGAAACAUCUGAGGAAAAAAAAGAAGGCCGCUAUGGUAGAGACUCGUCUGUCACACAACGCCAACCGCUCUGGAACCAAUAAUGUGGAACUUUCACCUGCAGGGGACUACAGGGGAGUUGUGUCCCGGAAUCUGUCCAUCUCACUCAGGGCUCCAGUGGUUUUCCCCAGACUGGCCUUUGCUGCUGACAGUAUUGAAGCUACUCUGACUCCUCUUAUGCCUCCGGAGAAAAUCUCCAUCUCCAGUUUUAGGCCAGAGCUGCUGGAGGAGGUGAAGGAUGUUCUCAUCCCUGCUCAGAUGCUUCUUGUGCAGCAUCAUCGCAUCAUAGGGAAAGGUCAUUUUGGAACAGUCUACCAUGGCUACUUUACUGACCACAACAACAGAGAAAUCCACUGUGCUGUAAAGUCGUUAAACAGAAUAACAGAUGUAGAGGAGGUGGAGCAAUUUCUGAAGGAAGGCAUCAUCAUGAAGGGCUUCCACCACAGCAAUGUUCUGUCUCUGCUGGGUAUACUCCUGCCUCAGGAAGGCCUCCCUCUAGUGGUGCUACCAUACAUGAAACAUGGGGAUCUGAGGCAUUUCAUACGCUGCGAGAAAAGGAAUCCCACUGUAAAGGAUCUGAUAGGGUUUGGGCUGCAAGUUGCAAAAGGGAUGGAGUACCUGGCCCAGAAGAAGUUUGUACACCGAGACCUGGCUGCACGUAACUGCAUGCUGGAUGAGUCCUACACAGUGAAGGUGGCCGACUUUGGCAUGGCCAGAGAUGUGUUUGAUAAGGAGUAUUACAGUGUUCAGGACCACAGGAAAGCCAAGCUGCCUGUCAAAUGGAUGGCUAUUGAGAGUUUGCAGACACAGAAGUUCACCUCCAAAUCAGAUGUGUGGUCCUUCGGGGUGCUUAUGUGGGAGAUGCUGACCCGAGGAGCCAGCCCCUACCCAGAGGUUGACCCUUAUGACAUCACACACUAUUUACUGAAGGGCAGGCGUCUACCACAGCCACAGUACUGUCCUGACCCUUUGUAUAGAAUUAUGCUACAAUGCUGGGACCCAGACCCAGAGCAGAGGCCUGGUUUCGCUACAUUAGUGUCAUCCGUCUCCAGCAUCAUAUCAGGCCUGGAGGGAGAACACUACAUCAGUCUGAACAUCACAUACGUCAACCUGGAUCAGCCGCGGCCUUACCCAGCUCUGACAGAGUCUGCUGAUGAGUGUGACUCCACAGAUGCCGAGGAGUCGGGUUCUGUCUCGUCCUGAUUCCAGUGAUCUGCUCAUUACAGUAACGCAUCAACAGUUUUUCACCACAGCCAGGUCAGACCAAUUACACACAGUUCUCAGGUGGUAUUCAAGUGGCUUUCAGGUGAUGUCCCAGCCAGUGUGAUGUCACAUACUCAAGCUCAAUGUGCCUAAACAGGUCGUGGCUCACAUAUGGUUGUCACCUGACCUCAAGACCUCUACAAACAAAUAGAGCAGCAGAGUGCGAGCCACAUUUGGAUGUCUCAGAAUAAAGCUGCGGCAUUGUUUGUUACAUACUGUAGACCAGUAAAUACACUAUAUGUAUAUACAGUAUGUGGGAUGAGCUAUGCGACCAAAGUUUUUUAAGUUUUUGAUUAUAUAUUGGUACUUGCUUGUAGGCAUGCUGUAUUUUCUAUCAUUGUGGUCAGUCUGUCCCUGAGAGAGAGUGUGAAACAGUAGCUCUACCAGAGGUAUAUGACGCCAUUCCUUGUAGUUAGAAGGUUUAGGCUGUGCUGGGGAUUUCCAUCAGUAUUCUAAAUCAGAGCUGCACACGUUUCAUAACUCUUCAGUUCUGGCCAUAUGACCCAACACGUUUAAUCGUAUGUGUCAAAAGAUUUACGCCCAUGGUCAGUUAAAGCCCAGUAGCUCACAACCUACCACAUUUUGCCCCAUAACUAGUUUGGUUUUGUGACAUUUGUGAUUUUUUUUGUUGGCUUGAUAGACCUCUACCACACCUACUUCAUCCGUCAUUCUUUUUCCAUGCCCCCGACCUACAAGACUAAAUUCUGAAGUACAGGAUGCAGCAAGUUUUUCCAGCAAGACCAACAUAGAAAACUUUUCCAUCAGCUACGAAUUCAACCCACAACCCACUAUUUGAAACUCUGUAGCCAGACAAACGAAUCCUCUUUACCCAAAUUUGGGAAAGAUACCUAAUUGUUAUUAUUACAGUAUGUUAGAUCUUCCAUUUUCAUUUUAGUCACAGUAUUUGAUAAAGGUUGUGUACUGUUACAGUUGUGUAGACUAUGUGUAUUUAUUUUUACGUAUGAUAUCCCUGCAUACACACUUUUUUAAUGUGUUGUGAUUUAUGUCGAGGAAUGUUCUGGUUCAGAUGUUAACAAAUUUUGAAGUUGUUUUGUUGCUUGUAUUUCAUGUCAUGAAGAAGUUGUAUUAAAAUAAAAUAUUUAUUUUUCUUUUUUAAA
Cynoglossus semilaevis (tongue sole) is the source of this 5630-nucleotide messenger RNA. Its product is annotated as macrophage-stimulating protein receptor-like. Gene Ontology annotation, cellular component: plasma membrane; signaling receptor complex. The record is from RefSeq and is a predicted model, not a curated record. Gene Ontology annotation, molecular function: protein binding; transmembrane receptor protein tyrosine kinase activity; ATP binding. Gene Ontology annotation, biological process: cell migration; cell surface receptor protein tyrosine kinase signaling pathway; nervous system development. The transcript has 21 exons. NCBI's taxonomy places the organism in Eukaryota, Metazoa, Chordata, Actinopteri, Pleuronectiformes, Cynoglossidae. Bases 328 to 4452 code for a protein of 1374 amino acids.